Molecule: messenger RNA, 1375 nt
Organism: Saprolegnia parasitica CBS 223.65
Lineage: Eukaryota; Oomycota; Saprolegniomycetes; Saprolegniales; Saprolegniaceae
Product: histone-binding protein RBBP4
Exons: 3
Coding region: 7-1302 (431 amino acids)
Biological process (GO): regulation of gene expression
Cellular component (GO): nucleus
Molecular function (GO): histone binding
Source: RefSeq, a predicted model, not a curated record
UCCAAAAUGACCAAGGGCAACGAGUCGCCGACGUCGGACGCCGAGGACGCGUCGACCUCGGCGCAGGAGCGCGUGAUCGCCGAGGAGUACAAGAUCUGGAAGAAGAACACGCCUUUCCUCUACGACCUUGUCAUGACCCAUGCGCUCGAGUGGCCAUCGCUCUCGGUGCAGUGGCUGCCGUCGUCGCACACGAGCAGCGGCCAGGACUACUCGAGCCACAAGCUGCUGCUCGGGACGCACACGAGCGACGGCGCGCAGAACUACCUCAUGGUGGCCGAGGUGCGCUUGCCGCUCGAGGACACGGAGAUCGAUGCGCGCAACUACGACGACGAGUCGGCGGAAUUGGGUGGUUUCGGCGGCGUCUCGGGCAAGGUCGAGGUCCAAAUCAAGAUCAACCACGACGGCGAGGUCAACCGCGCGCGCUACAUGCCAUCGAACGAGCUUAUUGUCGCGACCAAGACGGUCUCGUCCGAGGUGUAUGUCUUUGAUAUCUCGAAGCACCCGUCGACACCGGCCGAGGGCACGGGCUGCAACCCCGACUACCGCCUCCUUGGCCAUACCAAGGAGGGAUAUGGUCUGUGCUGGGACCCGCACCAAGCCCACCACUUGAUCAGUGGCUCGGACGACGGCGUCGUGUGCGAGUGGGACCUCGCGAACGCCGGCAAGACGGUGCAGCCGCUCAACAAGUACACGGGCCACACGGACAUCAUUGAGGACGUGGCGUGGCACAUGCACCACCAAAAGCUCUUUGGGUCGGUCGGCGACGACAAGAAGCUGCUCAUCUGGGACAUGCGCCUCAAGAGCUACGACAAGCCGAUGACGUCCAUCAAUGCGCACGACAGCGAGGUCAACUGCGUUUCGUUUAGCCCGUUUAGCGAAUAUUUACUGGCGACGGGGUCGUCGGACAAGACGGUCAACCUCUGGGACAUGCGCAACCUCAGCUCCAAGCUGCACACGUUCUCAGGCCACAGCGACGGCGUCUUCCAAGUCGAGUGGUCGCCCCACAACGAAACGAUCCUCGCGUCGUGCUCGCAGGACCGCCGCAUGCACGUGUGGGACCUCAGCAAGAUUGGCGAGGAGCAGAGCCCCGAAGACGCCGAGGACGGCCCGCCAGAGCUCCUGUUUAUCCACGGCGGGCACACGGCCAAGAUUUCGGAUUUUUCGUGGAACCCCAACGAUCCGUGGGUCGUCGCGUCGGUCGCCGAAGACAACGUGCUGCAGAUCUGGCAAAUGGCCGAAAACAUCUACAACGAAGAGGCUGACGACGAAGACGAAGCUGUCGCCGACGAUGCGCUCGAGUAGUAAUCCACAAAGGCAUACAGUACGCUCCGUCAUCCUCGUUACGAAAAUCUACAUGUACUCGGUUGCUUCCGGC